Molecule: messenger RNA, 972 nt
Organism: Python bivittatus (Burmese python)
Lineage: Eukaryota; Metazoa; Chordata; Lepidosauria; Squamata; Pythonidae
Product: olfactory receptor 14L1-like
Biological process (GO): G protein-coupled receptor signaling pathway
Cellular component (GO): membrane
Molecular function (GO): G protein-coupled receptor activity; olfactory receptor activity
Source: RefSeq, a predicted model, not a curated record
AUGAGUAAGAAACCCUCAGUGGGUAACCAGACCUCCAUACCUACGUUCCUGCUUCUGGAAUUCUCAGCAAUUUGGGAACUUCAGAUUCUACACUUCUUUGUAUUUCUAGCCUUCUACUUGGCAACUGCAACAGCAAAUCUUCUCAUCAUCUCAGCUGUGGCUUUUGACCACUAUCUGCACACUCCCAUGUACUUUUUUCUGAUGAACUUGGCCAUGCUGGAUCUUGCUUCUGUUUCAGUCAUUAUGCCUAAAUCCAUGGCAAAUUCCCUCAUGAAUACCAGAUGCAUUUCUUAUUCUGGGUGUGUUUCCCAAGCUUUUCUGUUUGUUUCUUUUUUGACAUCUGACUUCUUCCUUCUCACAGUCAUGGCAUAUGACCGAUAUGUUGCCAUUUGCAAUCCCUUGCAGUAUGAGAUGGUGAUGAAUAGGAGAACAUGUGCUCAGAUGCUUGCUAGUGUAUGGAUCAGUGGUUUUUUCUUUGGAAUCCUGCACACUAUUGGCACAUUUACAGUUCCUUUUUGCUCUAAUAUUGUCAAUCAGUUCUUCUGUGAGAUCCCACAAUUAUUAAAGCUCACUUGCUUAGACCUCAAUCAAGGUGAAGUUGGAAUUCUUGCAUGCAGUAUUACUAUAGUAUUAGGUUUAUUUAUCUUCAUUUUGGUAAGUUACGUAAAGAUCUUGAGUGCGGUGUUCAGAAUACCAUCUGCCCAGGGAAGACAAAAGGCCUUGUCCACUUGUCUUCCCCAUCUCAUUGUUGUCUCUGUGUUAAUGUUCACAGGAAUACUCACUUACAUGAAGCUUCCCUCAAAUGUCCCAUCUGAUUUGGAUAUGAUGCUGACUAUUACAUAUUCCCUCGUCCCACCGAUUUUAAAUCCAAUAGUUUACAGCAUGAGAAACAAAGACAUUAAGAAAGCCCUGUUCAAACUAUUAGGUCCAAGGUUUUGUUCUAAGCAUGCUUUUUCUACCUCUCCUUCCUAG